AUGGCUCAAGGCACCAUUAUCGUGACAGGUGCCAAUGGAGCACUUGGUUCGGCCAUCGUGCGUGAGAUUAUAGACUCACCAUCCUAUAGCUCCGUCUACUACGGUCUCUAUACCGUGCGGGAUCUCUCUUCGGCCUCCUCUCUGCGGGCCGGCUUACAGCAGACUUCUGGAGCAGACCAUCAACAUCACUCUGAUGUGAUCCAACUGGACCUCUCCAAGCUAGCUAGUGUACGCGCUGCAGCAGCUAGUAUUAACUCACGCGUUCGUUCAAGGAGCAUUCCACCUAUCCGCGCCCUUAUCCUUAAUGCAGGAUUCCAAGAGAGCAUUACGCAAAUGAUGACGGAAGAUGGCUUUGAUAUGAGUUUCCAGGUGAACUACCUGGGCCACUUUCUCCUCUCGCUUCUGCUACUAGAAAGCAUGGACAAGCAUGAAGGGAGAAUUCUAUGCAUCGGAAGCUGGACGCACGACCCUGAUGAUACGAGGAACUUUCCCGCGCUCUACCCGGAACAAUAUCGGCCAAUUUUACGAGAUGGGGUAGAACCUUUAGCCCACGGUACAUGGAGCACCCCUGCUCAGGAUCCUUCUCCCUUAUCAGGCAUUCGUCGAUACGGCGCAUCAAAGCUCUGCGUCAUCAUAAUGAUAUAUGAGCUCCAGCGUCGUCUAGACUGCGAUCCAGCUCUGUCUAACAUUAACAUCCUAGGGCUUGACCCCGGCGGCAUGCCCUCUGGGAUUAUGAGACGCGCUUCAUUCUUACAAGGGUUUAUAAUUAACAAGGUAGCUGGCACCCUACUAGCACCUAUCAUGACUUGGUUUUGGCCAAAUGGCAUUCUACGGACGCCGGCUAAGUCGGCCCACGACGCUCUUGAGGCUGUAUUUGGUGAUGAAGAAACCCUUGGAAGCCCGCUCAAAGCUCUCUAUUUGGAUGGCAGCGAGGUAUCCAUGACCAGUGAGGAGGCGAGAGACUCUCGGAAUGCCGCCAUGCUGUGGAGAGCAAGCUUGGCAUACGCCGGGUUGGGCCAGAGUGAAACGUGUCUUGCAGACUCGCAGUGA
Molecule: messenger RNA, 1050 nt
Organism: Microsporum canis CBS 113480
Lineage: Eukaryota; Fungi; Ascomycota; Eurotiomycetes; Onygenales; Arthrodermataceae
Exons: 3
Coding region: 1-1050 (349 amino acids)
Source: RefSeq, a predicted model, not a curated record